Messenger RNA from Oncorhynchus nerka (sockeye salmon), 6691 nucleotides. RefSeq lists its product as uncharacterized. The coding region runs from base 1 to 636 and encodes 211 amino acids. The record is from RefSeq and is a predicted model, not a curated record. NCBI's taxonomy places the organism in Eukaryota, Metazoa, Chordata, Actinopteri, Salmoniformes, Salmonidae. The transcript is spliced from 7 exons.
AUGUUGGUAACCAGAGUCCUCAGUUUCCCCACAGGGUGGCGCUGUCUCACAGUGGCAGUGCCGACCCCAUAUCCCACGUGCACAGCUCUGUCAGAUGACAACCACAUCUUCAGCCAGUGGCAAGAGGUGCUGCCUGGAGAGGUGAUUUCCUUUGAGUUUGAAGCUCGAGAAAAACUCAGGCAUAGACAUACUCACGAGCUGAAGCUGCUCCUCGUGCGGGUGGGGGGCUGGGAGCAAGUCAAACUCGUGUCCGUGGACAAAGUGGUCGUGUUCUAUCGCUACGCCACCCUUCUUACACGCCCUAUCAGCAGGCCCAGCAUCAUACACCCACAUGUCUAUGUGGGCUGCCGGAGAACUUCCCUGUGUGUAAGGAGCUGCUUAUUCCCCCUGGUACCCAGAACUAUGUGGUGCUAUACAACGUCAACAAACGCUUGUUCUGUCUCACCAUCCACAUCAUCACAGGAGGCGCUCAAGAUCCUCAUCUCAGCGCCUUAUUGGCUCUUCAACAAGACCGUUUGCAGGGACCUUGUCGGAUGGGUGGAGCAAGACUAUCAACAACCGACAUCAGAGCAAACAAGAGUACAUUCGUUACCAGGGAGCCACCAGCGGAGAGCAUCUGGUGGCCGGGAAUCAUGAAUUGGCUCAUGGUAUCAUCUGUGUUUUGACCAGCGUCAUCACAUCCACACUGGAUGGGGUGAAGACCGAGGGAAGGAAGGUGGAGAGUGCUGCGGGUGAGGAAGCCGCGCUGCUGUAAGGGACCCCAGGGCCUGCAGGCCCGCUCCUCCACCCAAGCCUACGGACAGGAGCAGCUCUUCCACCUCACUGACAACAUCCACUCUGAGUUGUGAGUCACACUCCUGCUCUGAGCUCCCAGUUAAGCCACUAUCUGGCCAGUCACAGUGGCCACAGUGUGUGCAGGAUUUUGUUUCCAGCCCAGCUCUAACACACUUGAUUCCACUCAUCAUAGUAUUUCAUUUAGACCACGAUGAGUUGGUGAGUCAGGUGGGUUAGUGAUGGGCUGGAACAAAAGCCUGCUAAAGGUGUUUGAAAAAGACAGCUGAAGGUUUGGAGAAACAGCCAUCUCUGAUUAAUAUUGCGUCACAUGGAAAAAAGUUGAGUUAUAUUUCGAAUGAAAUGUACGUUUUAAGUUCAUUAAUACAUAUUUAGUUUUUCUAGAGUGAGAAAGAGACAUGAAAUCCCUGGCACAGACGGGGCACUAGCCUGUAUCCAGUAUCUCCGCUGGGCCUGAGAGCAUUUGUCACCUCACAGGCUAAUAAAUCCAGAGAGCCAACAGAACCCUGUCUCUAGCCCCUUACCUCUGACCCUAGAGGUGUUAACCAGCCAAAUACUCAGCUCAGCCUCUGGGCUUUCUGGCCCACACUUCACUCUUCCAAUGGGACUGCUGCUCACACCAUGUUUGUUUACGUUAGCAUGUGUGUGUGCAUGUAUUUUACACGGCUCAUGCAUGUGUGCUAGGGUAUGUGGCAGGGUCUACAGACAGUCACGGACGACAAAGGGAAAACCAGACACGUCGCGGACACAGACGUCUUGCUUCCAGACAAGCUAAACACCUUUCUUCGCCCGCUUUGAGGAUAACACAGUGCCACCGACACGGCCCGCUACCAAGGACUGUGAGCUCUCCUUCUCUGUGGCCGACGUCAGUAAGACAUUUACACGUGUUAACCUUCGCCCAGACGGCAUCCCUAGCCGUGUCCUCAGAGCAUGCGCAGACCAGCUGGCAGGAGUGUUUACGGACAUAUUCAAUCUCUCCCUCUCCCAGUCUGUUGUCUCUACUUGCUUCCAGAAGUCCACCAUUUUUCCUGUACCCAAGAAAGCCAAGGUAACUGAACGAAUUGACAAUCGCCUCGUAGCACUCCUGUCAUAAUGAAGUGCAUUAGGGCUCCCGAGUGGGUCAGCGGUGUAAGGCACUGUAUCUCAGUGCAAGUGGCGUCACUACAGUCCCUGCUUCAAAUACAGGCUGUAUCACAUCCGAACGUGAUUGGGAGUCCCAUAGGGCGGCGCACAACUGGCCCAGCGUCGUCCAGGGUAGGCCGUCAUUGUAAAUAAGAAUUUAUUCUUCAUUGACUUGGCAGAGUAAAUGUUUUAUUUUAGUUUUUAUUGUCAAGGGUCAUAUCACCUCUACCUUACCUGACACCCUAGACCCACUUCAAUUUUCUUACCACCCAAAUGGAUCCACAGACGAUAUAAUCGCCAUCGCACUACACACUGCCCUCUCUCAUCUGAACAAGAGGAAUUCCUAUGUAAGAAUGUUGUUCAUUGACUAUAGCUCAGCAUUCAACACCAUAGUACUCUCCAAGCUCAUCAUUAAGCUCGAGGCCCUGGGUCUGAACCCUGCCCUGUGCAACUGCGUCCUGGACUUCCUGACAGGCUGCUCCCAGGUGGUGAAGGUAGGAAAAAACACCUCCACUUCGCUGAUCCUCAACACUGGGGCCCCACAAGGAUGCGUGCUCAGCCCCCACCUGUACUCAGGAUGCAUGCUCAGCAUCAGCAGUGGCGUAGCCAUGCCCUUCCCAACAGAAGCCUAUGGUAAGGCUUCCACAACCCUAUAAGAACUCUUCUGUAGUGUUAAUACAAUUAUUAAGACCAUAAUUCAUUAUUAUUUCAUUCAUUUAUGCACAUUCUAGCCUAUAAUGUCCAAGAAUUAUGUAUUUGUUUUACUUUUUCCCUCAGAAACAAAAGUAUUUACUUUGCUAAUAUUGCUAAGGAUUUUCAUAGGUUGCCACAAUGCUAAAUCAGUCAAAUUUUCCCUAAUGUCCUCAUAGGUUCAUGUGAAGAGCGAGAAUCUUGCUGCGAAAAUCUCUCAAGAAAUCAACUAUGCCAAGAGACUUUACUAUGAGCAGCAACUUAUGAGACUGAAGACUGCAUUCUAUUGCACUCAUAAAUGACUCAUGUAAAGAGUGGCACAUACACAUAUUCUUCCUGUUUCUGCCCACUAAAGUAUGGUCGUCUUUAAUUGGUUGCGAUAACGUCUGAAGAUAUGAUCCACUAGAGCAGUGGUUCCCAAACUUUUUAUAGUCCCGUACCCCUUCGAAUAUUGAACCUCCAACUGUGUACCCUCUAGCACCAGGGUCAGUACACUCUCAAAUGUUGUUUGCCAUCAUUGUAAGCCUGCCACACACUAUACGAUACAUUUAUUAAACAUAAGAAUGAGUGUGAGUUUUGCCACAACCUGGCCCGUGGGAAGUGACAAAGAGCUCUUAUAGGACCAGGGCACAAAUAAUAAUAUAAUAAUCAAUAAUUUUGCUCUUUAUGUAGCCAUCUUACAUACAAAACCUUAUUUGUUCAUCAGAAAUGGUGAAUAACUCACCACAGGUUAGUGAGAAGGGUGUGCUUGAACGGAUGCACAGAACUCUGUUGGGUUGUAUUGGAGAGAGUCUCCGUCUUAAACAAUUUCCCACACAGCCUGUGCCUGUAUUUAGUUUUCAUGCUAGUGAGGGCCGAGAAUCCACUCUCACAUAGGUGGUUGCAAAGGGCAUCAGUGUCUUAACAGCGAGAUUUGCCAAGGCAAGAAACUCUUAUCGAGUCCAGAAAUCUGGCUGUGGCUUCUGAUUUAAAUUACAUUUUCACAGAACCGCUUGUCGUAAUUUCAAUGAGGUUCUCUUGUUCAGAUAUCAGUAAGUGGACUGGAGGCACGUUAUCAUGCAAGCGGUCAGACAAGUGAAAAUUAUGCUCAGUUAAAGAAAACUUUAAGCUCAUCUCUCAAUUUAAAAAAAUGUGUCUAUACUUUUCCCCUUGAUAAUUAGCGCACUUCUGUAUGUUGUAAAAGUGUUACAUGGUUGCUGCCCAUAUCAUUGCAAAAUGCAUAAAAUACACGAGAGUUCAGGGGCCUUGCUUUAACAAAGUUAACCAUUUUCACUGUAGUGUCCAAAACGUCUUUCAAGCUGUCAGGUAUUCCCUUUGGCAGUGAAAUGAGGCUACUCAGGCGAGGAAAUAAUCAGGUCCGGAUUGGCCACCGCUGCACCUCUUUCAGUAGCACAACAUAGUUUAGACUUAGAGGGUCCAACAUCCCAAGAAGCACACAAUUUUAACAGUACUUUUAUUUUUCUUUGCAAACGGGUGUUUUAAUGACUGUAUAUUUAGAGCACAAUAUGAUGAAUGUAAGAUGGUGCUGGAGCAGAAGGCAGAUGAUUUACGUCCCACAAACCAAUUGUGUUUUUUUGUUCGUUUAUCUGGAUUGUUUAUUACUUUAUUUUGUACAUAAUGUUGCCGCUACCGUCUCUUAUGACCGAAAAUAACUUCUAGACAUCAGAACUGCGAUCACUCACCACGGACUAGCAGAAUCCUUUUUCUUCUUUCACGACUCUGACGAGCCCAAAGCGGAGGAUAUACGGCUCCCUCGAGAACAGACCCCGACCCCCGUGAUCUCUGUGAAGAGGAGGCAGAGAAAGAGGGGCUGCCUUCUGAGAAUUCGAAGGCGAUCGAAUAAACCCCGACUUCCCUCAAUUCUGCUAGCAAAUGUGCAAUCUUUGGACAAUAAAAUUGAGUUACGUGGAAGAUUACACUACCAACGGGACAUUAAACACUGUAACAUCUUAUGCUUCACGGGGUCGUGGCUGAACGUUGACAAUAUCAACAUACAGCUGCUGUCUGGUUAUACGAUGUACCGACAGGAUAGAACAGCGGUGUCUCGUAAGACAAGGGACGGCGGACUAUGUAUUUUUGUAAAUAACAGCUGAAGUCUCGAGCUAUUGCUCGCCUGAGGUAGACUAUAUUAUGAUAAGCUGUAGACCACACUACCUACCGAGAGAGUUCUCAUCUGUACUCUUCGUAGCUGUUUUACAUACCACCUCAGUCAGAGGUUGGCACUAAUACAGCAUUGAAUGAGCUGUAUUACGCCAUAAGCAAACAAGAAAACGCUCACCCAGAGGCGGCACUCCUAGUAGCCAGGGACUUUAAUGCAGGGAAACUUACAUCAGUUUUACAAAUUUUCUAUCAACAUUAAAUGUGCAACCAGAGGAAAAAUAACUCUGGACCACCUAUACUGCAGACACAGAGACUCAUACAAAGCUCUCCCUCGCCCUCCAUUUGGCAAAUCUGACCAUUAUUCUAUCCUCCUGAUUCCUGCUUACAAGCAAAAAUUAAUGCAGGAAGCACCAGUGACGAGAUCAGUAAAAAAGUGGUCAGAUGAAGCAGAUGCUAAUCUACAGGAGGACUGUUUUGCGAUCAAGAUUGUGUGAUCACGCUCUCCGCAGCCGAUGUGAGUAAGACCUUUAGACAGGUCAACAUUCACAAGGCCGCUGGGCCAGACGGAUUACCAGGAUGUGUACUCCGAGCAUGCGCAAACCAACUGGCAAGUGUCUUCACUGAUAUUUUCAACCUCUCCCUGUCUGAGUCUGUAAUACCAACAUGUUUUAAGCAGACCACCAUAGUCCCUGUGCCCAAGAACACUAACGUAACCUGCCUAAAUGACUACUGAUGCAAUCUCUUGCACUCCACACUGCCCUUUCCUACCUGGACAAAAGGAACACCUAUGUGAGAAUGCUAUUCAUUGACUACAGCUUAGCGUUCAACACCAUAGUGCCCUCAAAGCUCAUCAAUAAGCUAAGGACCCUGGGACUAAACACCUCCCUCUGCAACUGGAUACUGAACUUCCUGAUGGGCCGCCCCCAGGUGGUAAGGGUAGGUAACAACACAUCCGCCAUACUGAUCCUCAACACAGGGCCCCCCCCGGGGUGCGUGCUCAGCCCUCUCCUGUACUCCCUGUUCACUCCUGACUGCACGGCCAGGCACGACUCGAUGACACAACAGUGGGCCUGAUCACCGACAACAACAAGAUAGCCUAUAGGGAGGAGGUCAGAGACCUGGUCGUGUGAUGCCAGGACAACAACGUCUCUCUCAACGUGAUCAAGACAAAGGAGGUGAUUGUGGACUACAGGAAAAAGAGGACCGAGCAUGCCCACAUUCUCAUCGACGGGGCUGCAGUGAAGCAGGUUGAGAGCUUCAAGUUCAUUGGUUUCCACAUUACCAACAAACUAACAUGGUCCAAGCACACCAAGACAGUCGUGAAUAGGACAAAACCUAUUCCCCCUCAGGAGACUGAAAAGAUUUGGCAUGGAUCCUCAGAUGCUCAAAAGGUUCUACAGCUGCACCAUCGAGAGCAUCCUGACUGGUUGCAUCACUGCCUGGUAUGGCAACUGCACAGCCUCCGACCGCAAGGCAAUACUAUAGCUAUGUACAUAUCGAGGGUGGAGAAAAAAUAUAAUAACAAUUAUGGAGGUUUACUUGAAGUGAAAUGCUGUACAAAACUGCCAUUAAAAUGUUUUUUAUUUUGUGUAUAAAAGGAUUUUCGAGUUGAAUUAAUUGCACUGACACUUAGUUGGGACACACUGGCUGCUCUCGCUCUCCAACUGGGCCACACCCACCACACAGGGAAGGCAGUCGGGAGAGCUGCCACUCAAGUCCCUAGGCUUUUACAAUCAUGGGUAUCUGUAUGGUUUUGGUCACCCUUUUAUUGAAUAAAUGACCUUGUACUUUUUAUCCUAUUUCUUCUGAGAGCUCUAGGUGUUGGGAAUGUGUUCCUAAAACAUUGAGUUUCUAUCUACUGUCAUCAGACCAGGGGCCUUACACUUCAAAGCUUGUGAAAGGUGGAGGACUUGAACCUAUGGAGGAGGAAGGAGAGUGAAUGGAUGACUUUGCUUAUAAUAAAGCACCACAACUGCAGUACUCAAUA